AUGUCUGCAUCGGUUGAGCAGGAGGACUUAGAUAAAUGCUUCACCGUGUUUGACGGCUCUUCUCCGGAGGAUGUGUCCCAUGCCCGGCAGCUGUGGAGCUCGCUGUCCCUCCUGCCGCCGCUGGAGUCCCGGCUGGUGUCCGCAGACAUCCGCCAGAGGCUGCCGGUGUUCCGGCCGCAGCGCAGCAGCAGCGCCGGUCCCAAGCCCUCCGCCCCGGCCCCACAGCCGCCCAGCGUGUCUGCUCUCCGGCAGAGACGGGAGGAGAGGCAGCGGUAUGCCGCCAUGGCCGACCAGAGGCGGGAGAUACUCACUCUGCUGAGCCGGCAGAGGGAGCAGAGGAUCCAGAAGGAGCUGCUCUCUGUGGGCUUCAAACCGAAGCUGAAGCUCGGCAGGGAGAAAAUGUUGAAUCUGCAAAAACCUCCAGACUCUGUCACUGACGAGGAGCUGGUGAAGCAACUGCAGUAA
This is a messenger RNA of Trematomus bernacchii (emerald rockcod), 465 nucleotides long. RefSeq names its product chromosome unknown C11orf88 homolog (gene cunh11orf88). The record is from RefSeq and is a predicted model, not a curated record. Gene Ontology annotation, biological process: cilium assembly. Lineage: Eukaryota; Metazoa; Chordata; Actinopteri; Perciformes; Nototheniidae. Bases 1 to 465 code for a protein of 154 amino acids. The transcript has a single exon.